Molecule: messenger RNA, 2550 nt
Organism: Acanthaster planci (crown-of-thorns starfish)
Lineage: Eukaryota; Metazoa; Echinodermata; Asteroidea; Valvatida; Acanthasteridae
Product: alkaline phosphatase-like
Biological process (GO): dephosphorylation
Molecular function (GO): alkaline phosphatase activity
Source: RefSeq, a predicted model, not a curated record
GUGUUGACCGAGGGCGUGUGCUGAGCCCAGGGUCGCCACAGCAGGCCUUCAGUGCGACGCUCGACUGACAGACGUGUAAAAGGCAUCUGCCGUUGGAUAAAUAUCUCGGGAGUUGAUUCCGCCAAGAUUUUCCCCAGCAUCGACAUGGGUCCUAUGCAUCUUUGGGGCUCGGUGCUUUUCGUCUUUCUGCUCACUAUUGCCCGGGUCGAAGCGCAGGAUGCUGCAUUUUGGAACAACCAGGCUCGGCAGACUCUGCAGAAUGCCCUGAAUCGCGAGCGCAAAGUGAACAAGAACGUCGCCAAGAACGUGGUGUUCUUCGUUGGGGACGGCAUGGGGCUGCCAACCGUGACUGCCUCCCGGAUCCUGAAGGGCCAGAACAUGGGUAAUCCUGGGGAGGAGACGGUACUGAAGUGGGAAGAGUUCCCAAAUGUCGCCCUUUCUAAGACAUACGGUGUGGAUAAGCAAGUGGCAUCGUCAGACGCAACGGCCACCGCGUACUUCUGUGGUGUAAAAGCCAACGACGACAUGCUUGGGUUGGACUCGAGGGCGCGGUUCGGUGAUUGCGAGUCCACCCGCGGGGCAGCUGUGGAUUCUUUUCUGAUCCACGCGCACCGUGCAGGAAAGUCUACGGGUUUUGUGACAACGGCGCGUGUUACUCACGCUACACCUGCGGCCCUGUAUGCCCACGUCCCGAAUCGCCACUGGGAGAACAACGCUGACAUACCUCCCGAGGAGGCGGCCAAGGGCUGCACGGAUAUCGGAGCUCAGCUGGUCGAGAACGGUAAAGUCUUCGAUGUGGUUCUAGCAGGUGGUCGUCGGGAGUUGACAGGCACUAAUGUUACGGAUCCCGAGUACCCAACAAAAAACGGGGGCCGCACGGACGGCCGCAACCUUAUAGAGGAAUGGUUGACCAGCAAGCCAACAGAGGGAACAAAAUACGUCUGGAACCUGGAAGACUUCAACAACGUGGAUCCAGCGAAAACAGAUACCCUUCUCGGUCUGUUCGAGAGUAGUCAUAUGCAAUACGAGAUUGACCGCGCAGAUGACGAGGCUGGGGAGCCUUCUAUUGCUGAGAUGACAGAAAAGGCCAUCAAGAUCCUGCAGAAAGAUCCCAAUGGUUAUGUUCUUGCUGUCGAGGGUGCCCGUAUCGACCACGCCCAUCAUGCUGGGAUGGCAGCACGAGCCUUAACGGACACCCUGGCGUUGGAGCAAGCUGUGAUCAAGGCAAUGGAGCUGACCAACGAAGAGGAUACCUUGGUCAUCGUGACUGCUGAUCACAGCCACACCAUGACCAUUGGUGCCUACCCGACCCGUGGCAACCCGAUUCUAGGAUUAUACAAUGAUGGGAUAGGCUCGGAUGGCAUGCCCUACACAACCCUGAACUACGCCGACGGUCCAGGAGGGCAGUUGGAGAAAGAAAGCUACAAUUCAGAGGGGAGGAGACGAAAUCUCACAGAUGUUGACACAGGUCAUAAGGACUUCAAACAAUCAGCCAUCGUCCCAAGGGAAGACGAGAGUCACGGUGGGGAGGACGUGGCGAUCUACGCCAACGGGCCCAUGUCGCACCUCUUCCACAGUGUCCACGAGCAGAAUUACAUCUCUCACGUGGUGCGCUACGCUGCCUGCCUGGAUAUCAAAGAGCACUGCGAGACAAGCAGUGCUCCUUCUGUUGGUGGAUAUAACGUGCACUUCCUUUUUACCGCUGUUAUCCUCGGCAUGCAUGUUUGGAUAUAGAUUUUAAGUGAACUUUUUUUCAUAUUUCGUCAGUGUUUUCACGAAAUUACAAAAACCAUAAAAAUCGAUACAUUUUCGAUCUGGAGAUUUUCCUACCAUUUUAUUUCUUUUGACAAAGAACAAAUUAGCAGAGUUUCAAAGCAAAAUGUUAUUUACUUUCCUAGUAACAUAAUUCCAAUGUAGCGAGUGGCGGCAUAUAUGGCAGAUGUUUAUUGCUUUUAAGUAUAAAGCAAUAGUCGAUUUCAUCUGUCUUUUCUUCAUUUUGGUAUUCUAUUUAAUAUCGAUGCUUGAGCCACAUACGUAUGUACAAAGUGGCUAUUAACGACUUGGAACGGUUUGACAUCCGUUGUAUUUAUGGUCUUGCAUAGACACGUAGUUUCAUAUGGCUUUAGUUUAGUGACGCACAUUCAUUAUUGCUUGCUGUCAAUGGCAGCAGUAAUAAAUCAAAGUUGAUACUAAUGACGAAUAAGGUGGCAGGUGGUCGUAAAAAUAGCUCCCAAUGUAAAUUGGGAGAUUUAGGGGCAUGGGCUCUGGCCACCAGACCCCGACAUUGAGCAACUUGUAGGAAUAUAAUAAAUUAAAAUAAUGGUUUUCAUAGUUGGUCCUGUUUAAAACAACGUUACUGUUAUAGCUGCUUUCUUAAAAGGGUUAAGCUAAAGUACUUUCACUUGCAUAUUUAUUGCUUGGUAAAAUCUGAUAUUACUAGAUAGCUUCAAGUACAUGUAGUUAAAAUUGCAUGAUGAUUGCCUGGCUUUGUAUAAUAGCCCAGUGACCUAUGAUGUGAAUAAACUGAGUGAUCAAAGCUAGAUGCAAGGA